Arabis nemorensis is the source of this 4179-nucleotide messenger RNA. NCBI's taxonomy places the organism in Eukaryota, Viridiplantae, Streptophyta, Magnoliopsida, Brassicales, Brassicaceae. The record is from the annotation of a GenBank genome assembly.
AUGCCAGAGAAGGAAACUCUUGAAAUUUCUAACUUAGCCUCACGGUUAGAAGGGAGAAGAUCGCUUGUACAUGCUGCUCUAAAGGCAAAGAAUACAGAUAUACUUGAUGCUAUUCUUAACGAAGAUCAGAGUCUUGUGAAUGAACGAGAUGAAGGACUUGCAUGCCUUUCUGUUGGAGCAUCCUUUGGGUAUUAUAAAGGAGUAUGCAACCUUUUAGACCGAUCAACAUCAAGUGUCUUUGAAUGCAAUGAUGAUGGUUCCUUUCCAAUCCAUGUGGCAGUAGAGAAAGGUCAUGUAGAUGUCGUAAAAGAGAUUCUAAUACGUUGUCCAGAUUCGAUAGAGCUACUAAACAAACAAGGUCAGAACAUUCUUCACAUUGCAGCCAAGAGUGGGAAAGCUGGAUCUUUGCUUUUAAAGUAUAUCAAGAGAGUUGAUAAAAAGAAGAAUCAUCUGAUUGAGGAGCAAGAUGAGGAUGGGAAUACACCUCUGCAUCUAGCCACCAUGAAUUGGCGUCCUCAAACUGUUAUGGACCUUACUAAGUUUUCUUUAAACACCACCAGAAUCCAAAAUGUAGAGAACAAAGAUGGCUUGAGACCACUUGACAUUGCAGAGUUAAAGCUACAGCCUUACUAUGUCUUUAGGGAGAGACUGACUUUGAUGGUCUUGUUAUCCACUUACAAACCAAGAGGUGCUGCUUGGCUACCAACAAGUGGAAUGACACUAAGAAGCAGAUCAGAGAAUCUAAGAGGUAUCGGUGAAAAAUACAAAGACCGCGUUAACAUACUUCUACUAGUGGCUACUCUCGUAGCCACUGUAACGUUUGCUGCAGGUACUGCAGUACCAGGAGGAUUCAACAGCUCUGCUCCAAACUUGGGCAUGGCCAUUUUGUCCCAUAACUUCAACUUCUCUUUAUUUGUGUUAUAUGACACUGUUGCAAUGCAUAGUUCACUUGUUGCAAUAGUUGCUCUUAUAUGGGCACAAAUGGGAGAUCCAAAACUCGUUCACCGCACCUUUCGAUUAGCUUUGCCAUCACUUUCCUUGGCUUUAAUGUUCAUGUCAGCUGCAUUCUAUCAUGGCUUGCUUGCUACAACAAAGAAUCUCGAUUACGAAACGAUGGUGUUCCUCUCGAUUCCCAACGGGAAGACUCUAUCGAUCGAUGUAAACCCUAAAGCAACCACCGUCUCCGUCUUCGAAGGAUUGGUUCACCAACGAACCGAUCUUCCUCAACCUCUCGUUCGCUACUCUCUCCGUAUGCGAAACCCUAACCGUAGGUUCGGAGAUUCGAAAAACUCCGAUUCGGUGCUAUUAUCCGAUCUCGGUGUUUGUCGUUUCACUACUUUGAUUAUCCAUGUACCUGUUUUGGGUGGGAUGCAAGGAGCGGCUCCACCGAAACCUCGUCUCGAUUUCCUCAACUCAAAGCCUCCGUCGAAUUACGUCGCGGGUCUGGGUCGUGGUGCUACAGGAUUUACUACUCGGUCCGAUAUUGGUCCUGCUCGUGCUGCUCCGGAUCUGCCUGAUCGAUCCGCCGUGGCUACUGCGGCUGCUCCUGGAGUAGGUCGUGGAGGAGGGAAGCCAAAUGAGGCGGAGGACGAUGAAGAAGCUGAGGAGAAAGGGUACGAUGAGAAUCAGAAGUUUGAUGAGUUUGAAGGGAAUGAUGCUGGUUUGUUCUCUAAUGCUGAAUACGAUGAGGAUGACAAAGAGGCUGAUGCAAUCUGGGAGUCUAUUGAUCAGAGGAUGGAUUCAAGGAGGAAAGAUAGGAGAGAAGCGAAGCUGAAGGAAGAAAUCGAGAAAUACCGAGCUUCGAACCCUAAAAUUACUGAACAGUUUGCGGAUUUGAAGAGGAAAUUGCAGACUUUGUCUGCUGAUGAAUGGGAUAGUAUUCCAGAGAUUGGAGAUUACUCGCUACGGAACAAGAAGAAGAAGUUUGAGAGCUUUGUGCCUAUUCCUGAUACACUUUUGGAGAAGGCUAAGAAGGAAAAAGAACUCGUCAUGGCCUUAGACCCAAAGAGCAGAGCCGCUGGUGGGUCGGAGACACCAUGGGCGCAGACGCCCGUCACAGACUUGACUGCCGUCGGUGAGGGAAGAGGUACUGUGUUGUCUCUGAAGCUUGAUAGGUUAUCGGAUUCAGUCUCAGGGCAAACUGUUGUGGACCCUAAAGGUUACUUAACUGACCUGAAGAGUAUGAAAAGAACCACUGAUGAAGAGAUUGACGAUCGAAAGAAAGCUAGAUUGUUAUACAAGAGUCUAACCCAAUCGAAUCCAAAGAAUCCCAAUGGCUGGAUUGCUGCCGCUAGAGUAGAGGAAAUGGAUGGGAAGAUUAAAGCAGCUAGGCUUCAGAUUCAGAGGGGGUGUGAAGAGUGCCCGAAAAAUGAGGAUGUUUGGCUUGAAGCUUGUAGGAUGGCCAAUCCAGAAGAUGCCAAGGCGGUUAUUGCAAACGGGGUUAAGCUAAUACCCAAUUCGGUGAAGCUAUGGUUGGAGGCUGCAAAGCUGGAGCGUGAUGAGGAGAACAAGAGUAGGGUGUUGAGAAAGGGACUGGAGCAUAUUCCAGACUCGGUAAGGCUAUGGAAGGCUGUUGUUGAGUUGGCUAAUGAGGAAGAUGCAAGGAUUUUGCUUCACAGGGCUGUGGAGUGCUGUCCUCUGCAUCUGGAGCUAUGGGUGGCGCUUGCGAGGCUCGAAACAUACGAAAACUCAAAGAAGGUGUUGAAUAGAGCCAGAGAGAAGCUCCCUAAGGAGCCUGCGAUUUGGAUCACCGCUGCUAAGCUAGAGGAAGCUAAUGGGAACACGGCUAUGGUGGGAAAGAUUAUUGAUAGGGGUAUAAAGACUCUGCAGAGAGAAGGGGUUGUUAUUGACCGAGAAAAUUGGAUGAGUGAGGCUGAGGCCUCUGAGAGAGCCGGGUCUAUCGCAACAUGCCAGGCAAUUAUUAAGAACACUAUUGGUAUUGGAGUCGAGGAAGAGGAUAGAAAGAGAACUUGGGUCGCUGAUGCAGACGAGUGCAAGAAGAGGGGUUCUAUUGAGACCGCAAGAGCAAUAUACGCCAAUGCUCUUACCGUAUUCUUGACCAAGAAAAGUAUCUGGCUUAAAGCAGCACAACUUGAGAAGAGCCAUGGGAGUAGGGAGUCCCUUGAUGCUUUGUUGCGUAAGGCUGUGACAUAUGUCCCUCAAGCUGAGGUUCUCUGGCUCAUGGGUGCAAAAGAGAAAUGGCUUGCUGGAGAUGUUCCAGCGGCCCGUGCUAUUCUACAGGAGGCUUAUGCUGCAAUUCCCAACUCUGAGGAAGUCUGGCUUGCUGCUUUCAAGCUCGAGUUUGAGAACAAGGAGCCGGAGAGGGCGAGAAUGCUUCUUGCAAAAGCAAGGGAAAGAGGAGGGACUGAGAGGGUCUGGAUGAAAUCAGCCAUUGUUGAGAGGGAACUUGGCAAUGUAGAGGAAGAGAGGAGGUUGCUUGAUGAAGGCUUGAAGCAAUUCCCAACAUUCUUCAAGCUUUGGUUGAUGCUUGGGCAGCUCGAGGAACGGUUCCAACAUCUGGAAGAGGCCAGGAAAGCUUAUGACUCUGGUUUGACGCACUGUCCCCACUGCAUACCGCUGUGGCUCUCGCUCGCUAAUCUUGUAGAGAAAGUGAAUGGGCUGAACAAAGCUCGGGCUAUUCUCACCUCGGCCAGGAAGAAGAAUCCUCAGGCGGCUGAGCUAUGGCUAGCUGCUAUUCGUGCUGAACUGAGGCAUGACAACAUGAAAGAAGCAGAGCACUUGAUGUCAAAGGCUCUGCAAGUGUGUCCCAACAGUGGUAUCCUCUGGGCUGCUGAUAUCGAGAUGGCGCCACGUCCUCGCCGGAAAACAAAGAGUAUGGAUGCUAUGAAGAAGUGUGAUCAUGACCCGCAUGUCACUGCAGCUGUCGCCAAGCUCUUCUGGCAAGACAAGAAGGUGGAAAAAGCCAGAUCGUGGUUUAAACGGGCUGUAACCCUUCGCCCAAGUAUUGGCGAUUUCUGGGCGUUGUAUUACAAAUUUGAACUUCAACAUGGCACUGAGGAGAACCAGAGGGAGGUCCUGGCCAAAUGUGUAGCUUCUGAGCCGAAGCAUGGUGAGAAAUGGCAGGCCAUAUCUAAAGCGGUGGAGAAUGCUCACCAGCCUAUCGAAGUCAUCUUGAAGAGAGUUGUGAUUGCGUUGAGCAAGGAAGAGAAGGCUGCUUGA